Anthostomella pinea is the source of this 681-nucleotide messenger RNA. The record is from the annotation of a GenBank genome assembly. Lineage: Eukaryota; Fungi; Ascomycota; Sordariomycetes; Xylariales; Xylariaceae.
AUGUCGUCGCCUGUGAUGUUGUCUGACUUGGAUGUUCAGACCCAACCGGGCGUCUACGAUGAGGAUCCAAAUUCCUUAUGGGCGCGAGACGAGCCAUACCGCCAGCCAUUCCAUGUCUUCGCCGACGAAGACCAGGCGUGGCACGCUACGAUGCCCACGUCCACGCCGGAGCUUUCAACCUCGCCGCCCAGUGCAGGCUGUGCAGCGAAGAACAUUUUUCAAGUCCUGGCAUGGAACAUCAGCUUCGAGCGCAUCCUGCCUCUUCCGCGUAUGCAAGCGGCUCUCGAUCACUUGCGGACGCAUCUGGUGGGAAAUUCAGAUGAGACUGAGACUGUGAUUGAGACUGAGACUGCUCGCGCAGCAUACUACGACGGCGUCGCCACCGCCACCGCCACCGGGCGCAACAACGGGACCUGCAUGCUGAUUCCCAAGAACGGUUUCGUCAUCCGAGACGUCUUCCGCGUGCACUAUGCACAGUCUUCCAUGCAGAGAGAUGCUCUGUUCGUAGAUAUCAACAUCACAAGCGCAGGCGGUGGCUGGCGUUCAACACUGCUGCGAUUAUGCACGAUGCAUCUAGAGUCCCUGCGUGCCGCGCCGCCCAAGCGCCCGCACCAGCUGGCCGUCGCGGCGCGGUACCUGCACGCAGCACCGGGAGUGGUAUGGCCUUACGAGGAUGGAUAA